Molecule: messenger RNA, 594 nt
Organism: Suillus subaureus
Lineage: Eukaryota; Fungi; Basidiomycota; Agaricomycetes; Boletales; Suillaceae
Exons: 3
Coding region: 141-467 (108 amino acids)
Molecular function (GO): ATP binding
Source: RefSeq, a predicted model, not a curated record
GUCAAGAUGGCAGAGCCGCGUUCCUCGUCUCACUCUCGAUGAUGAAGCCGCCGGCAUUCCGAAUGCGUGUGCCAUGGUACGAACCAAGACGCUGACCUCUUAUUCGCAGAAGCCGAGAAGAUCGGUAUGCACCCUCAUCCAUGCCCCCCCCCCAAAAAAAAAAAAAAACAAGAAAGAAAGAAAGAAAAGGAAAAAAAAACCCUCCCUACAAAGGCCGUGAAUCACGUAGGUGCUCCCACUUACAAGUUGAGCACCCCGUCAUAGAAAUGAUCACUGGCCUUGACCUUGUCGAGUGGCAACUGGAAGUUGCGGCUGGUAAUCCAAUUCUACUUUCAACCCUCGGAAUGAUUUUCUACCUGACUUCGGGCCGCUAUUAUACCUUGAUACCUCGAAACCAGCUCAUGUCUUUGCCCCUCCCAUCCCAUCACUCCCUCACAACGAUUCGUGCUCAGAACUGGAAUCGAUGAAGCGGUCACUCGAUACCUCAAAGCAUGUGGCACCGUUGAUGCGCUCAGAGCAAGGGUUCAUGCAAGGCGCACAGAUUGGUGUUUUAUGACCCGAUGACUGCCAGGCUGGUGGUACGUGGACGUAGCG